CGGUACUUUCAUCGCCAAGGACGCUGAAGUACAGCAUUUUGUUGAGGAGAUCAGGAGUAAAAUGAAAAGUACUGCCGGCAGAGGAAUCUGUGGAGCCAGUCAGUGGUCUGCUGCACGGGAGACAGCCAGAAGAGCUAGUAAACUGGAUGAAGAGGGCAUUGAGGUGGUUGUUUGCCGACACGGAGUGCUAUUGAAGGCCCUCAACAUGUAUAGGGGGGAAAUAUUUGCUUAUCCGCUGUUCCUGCAAAAGGAGCUUCAGGCAGCCACACAUGGACAGUUCUUUUGCACGGAUAUUGCUUGCAAGCAUUGGCCCUACCUUGAAAAGUUGUCGGUCUCCAUGUCAGAACUCAGACCUUUACUGCAGAUGAGGCCAUUCCUUUCUGUCAUGCAUGCCAAGGCCCAUUCAACAAAGUGUGAGAUAAUCUGGAGUGGCAAAAAUCAAGAGGGUGCUGGUACAACUGCAGGGGAGGAGGUCGAAAUGGUAAACAGCUACCUCUCUCGUUGUGCCCUCACAACCAAGUACAUGACAAAAUCUGCCAGGAAUGACAUGUUAACAGUCCAUGCUAUUGGAUGGAACCGACGGAAGCAGGAAGGCCUUCAUCUUGCAUUAUCCAGCAGAUACGUCAAGACUUGUGAAAAGGCGCAGGCUGAGUCUCAGAGACUGGAAGAUUUGACCAAUCAACUUGGUUGCCCUGAGAACAUGGUGCAUCAGUGGGUUCAUGAUGUCAGAGAAUGGGCUUCUGAUGAUUCUGCAGGUACCAGAUGUGAUGACCAACAACCUCUUCAGGAAUCAAUUGAAGAAAUGUUCCUUGCGGUUCAUCACAGAAAAGCCAGCCUUUAUAAUCAGACUGACAGCAACAAAAUCCGACAGUUGCGACGAAGGAAAUUGGGGGAAGAGAAGAAAAAACUGUUUGAAAAAAUCAAGCUGUACAAUGAGCAGGUUGCAGAUGAGGAGCGCAUCCUUGAGGAUAAGGUGGAAAGCAGACUCUCUGUGGUGGAAGGAGACAGUGGGGCAGACUGUCUAAUAUGGCCAUGGGAAGUGCACAGCAGAGAAUCGAGCAAUAUCCUUACGAAGAAGAAGAUUUUUGAUGUUUACAUGUCAAAAAUGCGGCUUCAAGAGGAAAAGAUCAUUUUGAUGAGGGAGAUGAGACAGCACUGCGCCUACCUCAGAAAGCUGGCCUGGAGUCUCCGCAAAAUGAUGUCCGAAAUGUCUUCUGGCAGGAACAGUGGCAGUUUAAGUGAAGAGGGCCAUCGUGGGCUGCUGUGUCUUCAUCAGAAAAGGCUUGCUGAUGUGGAGGAGAAGUUCCAAGUCGUUAGCUCAAGGUACAGCCAGGCUUUAGGACCGAAUGCUGCUUCUCUGCUUGAGGACGGACCCGAGGACAUACCGGAGGACGACAAAGAACAUGUAUAUGAGAGUUCAGAUGAGAGUGAUUUUGAGGCAGUGUAAACCAGUUUUUCGAAACACUAGCUUUAUAGAUGGAAAGGUAUAGCAUCGGAUUUAUGUAUGUCAAGCGCGAUAUAAUCUUCCCUGCAAGAGCAUGUAUGCCCUCCAGCUCUCUCAGAGCAGACACUUCCUCACACAAGGUGGCUGCUCUGUGCGCGUACUGUGUAGUUUCAUACAUGAAGAUGUCAUUAUGUAACUCUUCCUAUGUUUUGUGUCACGCUCUCAGCUACCUGCACGACUCUUGGUUGUAGAAUUGUUAUGCAAAGACUAAAAUCUGUGCGCAGCAUAUAUAAUUUGUUUGUGAGCAUGUUUUAUCAUGCUCGCGACAUAUGACAUAAAUCUGACCCAAUAUUCAGGAAAAUUUGAAAACACAUACAAAAAUCCAAAACCAAUACAACAACAAAUAUGUGCUGCAAAUGAAAAAAUGUUGCUAAAUGCCUAAACUAAUACGCAACUGCAAACUGCUCUAAACACAAAUUAACUAAAAAACAAACACUGAAUACAAGUGCAUUAACAGGGAUUGACCACACCUAGAGGAUGAGUCACACCACGCAAACUAUUUAAAUUCAUUUUUACAAUGACAAUGUAGUAAUUGUAAUUUCUCUGCAGUUACAUCUGCCAUGUCGUGUUGUACAUUUGGUUGGCUUUCAGUGUUAUCUAUCUAUAACUAUCGUCCAUCAAAUCGCUCUGAAAGUGAUCCCAAACAAUAUUGUUUACCACUGUUUGUCAUUAUUACAUAUAUAUCAUGUCAUGCUGUUUCACUUAGCACUCCUUUUUAGACAAGUAGAACUGUUUGGAUUAGAUAUGCCGUGUUUAAGUUGCAUAUGUUUUGGGGGUUUGGAAUCUUCACUGCAUGUUUCUGCUAGCAUAAGUGCUUUGAACCACUGUAGCGUAUUUGCCCAGGUCGGCCACUGUAUGAAACAGCACUAAUCGUAUGACACGCAUAACGGCAACAUGAAUGUCCAAAAGGCAAAGAGAUAAUCCUAUUUAAAUAGCUACGUUAAAGAUAUCUUUACCGUAUCUGCCCCAUCU
This is a messenger RNA of Perca flavescens (yellow perch), 2476 nucleotides long. RefSeq lists its product as uncharacterized. The record is from RefSeq and is a predicted model, not a curated record. The coding region runs from base 62 to 1447 and encodes 461 amino acids. NCBI's taxonomy places the organism in Eukaryota, Metazoa, Chordata, Actinopteri, Perciformes, Percidae. The transcript has 9 exons.